This is a messenger RNA of Baudoinia panamericana UAMH 10762, 2370 nucleotides long. RefSeq lists its product as uncharacterized. The record is from RefSeq and is a predicted model, not a curated record. The coding region runs from base 230 to 2323 and encodes 697 amino acids. NCBI's taxonomy places the organism in Eukaryota, Fungi, Ascomycota, Dothideomycetes, Mycosphaerellales, Teratosphaeriaceae. The transcript is spliced from 4 exons.
CACCACCCGUACGAACUCACGCUCGACCAUCCUCAACACAGUACUGACAUGCUCCAUGAGUAUCGAUGGUACUGCAAUUUCUCUUGACCAAGCCAUAGCUUGAUCACCUGGGAACCACGCCUUGUUAUGGGACAAUCUUGCGCCGCGAUGUCAACGAUCCAAGAGGAUGGGGCUUCUGCCUUCAGCACGGCAAUGUCCAUCUGGAAUCUAACCAUCGAGCCACAGUCUCAUGAUGGAAGGUAGAGGUGCGAUAUCCGCACGCAGAUGGCGUGGCACCGUACGAGAUAUCGGCGUCAACUCGACAUAUGAGGACAUGGUGAAUUCAUCCUGUUCUUCUUGCGAGAUCCAUGCAGAUAAGUCUGCAUACUGGACACCAUUGUUAUACUAUCACUACCCGAACGGGAGCUUCUACGAAGUGCCUCACUUUGGAAGCGUGGUCUACUAUCUGGGCCGCGGACCAAACGUUGCGACUACCAUACCCUUCCCUCCAGGCUUGCAGAUACUCUCUGGCAACAAGGCCGCGAGAAGUUACGACAACCAGACCUUGACCUGGGGCAAUGCCGAAUACCCUGGGCAACCGAUCGCCGACCGCGUCAGCUUCCUCUGCCUUACCGCCGGAGAUCUUCCGCCAAACAUGCCGUAUAUGUAUAACGCGACGCAAUGCGUGAACGGCAUGCGCGCACAGAUUGCCUUUCAGUCGUGCUGGGAUGGCAUUCACAAUUACACAACGGAUAAUAGCCAUGUUGCUUAUCUUAGUGGGAUUGACAACGGCAUCUGUCCGCCAAAUUACCCGUAUCAGUUCCCAACAAUCUUCGUCGAGACGUUGUACGCGGUCACCUCGGUGCCGGAGGGCACAGACGACGACCGGUUCGUGUUUUCCCAAGGCGAUCCGACGGGCUACGGUUUUCAUGGUGAUUUCAUCAACGGCUGGGACAUGGACGUGCAGACAGAAGCAGUCAACAACUGCUUGUACAACGGUGCACCAGAUGGUGUGAUCCAGGAAUGCCCUGUUCUGAACCAGCAAGACUCAAACGGAUACCCUGAGAAUUGCCCGGAGCGGCCGCCGCAGAUUGGUGAGCCUGUCAAGGGCCUGCUGACGCAGCUGCCUGGCUGCAUCGAAAUCACUUACGGACCCGAAGCUGCACCGGCCGCAUCCAUGCAAUGUCCUGCGAGCGUAGCUUUGCCGUCCAUCACCCCUACGCCAAUGGGUAUGCCGCUUGCAACCGCAUCACCUGUGCCAGGUCAGCCGUUUGGUCUGCCCGAACAGAUAUACAUGGGCUGCUACAAUGAUACCGGCGGUACUCCUGGCUUCAAGACUCUCAAUGGGCUCUUCUACUCGAACUACACCAACAUGACAGUGGAGUUCUGUCAGAAUUAUUGCAUGGCGAACGGCUAUCGCUUCUCCGGCGUCGAGUAUGCGCAGGAAUGUCACUGCGACAAUGAGAUCAACCCAACAGCUAUUAUGGCACCCAAUGGUACCGUGAACCAAUGCACGUGGAAUUGUGGCGGGACCAUGACUCUCGGAGACGUCGAACAAGAGUUUUGCGGCGGGCUUCAGUACAUCGACAUUUACAAGAACGUCAACACGAGCUUCGUCGCUUUCGGCAACAACGACAACACAGCAGGUAACGCGCAGCCGUAUACGCCACCGUCUGGUUUCGGAUCGAAUUAUCUUGGUUGUUGGCAAGACAAUGCGCAAGGCACUCGACUGCUGGAUGGCGACAUGACUGCUGCACAGUACAUGAAUCUCACCGUGUGUGCUGACUUCUGCGCUGCGGGUAACAACGGCUUCGGCUUCCAGUACUACGGUACUGAGUUCGGCAACCAAUGUUUCUGCGGCAACGAGAUAACCAACACGAGCGCCCAACUCACAGCUACGACAACCCCAACGAACCAAACGUGCCAGAUGCGCUGCUACGGCGCCGAGCCAGAGAUCUGCGGCGGCCCGUCGGCCGUCAGCCUAUACAACAACACGGCGUAUGUUCCACCCGUCGUGAAGCCCAGUAUCGGUAAGUAUGUAUCGCAGGGCUGCCUUGUGGACCCCAACGGCCCGGGUGGACGAGCGAUACAAGGGAACGACACCCGAAGUGCGGAUAUGACCAUUGAGAAAUGCAUUAAAUUCUGCUUGGGGUCUUACUAUCACUAUGCAGGCAUUGAGUACGCGGCCGAGUGUUACUGCGGGAAUGAGAUCUUACCCGAGACUCAGACCGGCGGGCACCUCGCACAAUGCAACAUCACCGACAUGAUGCGGUGCGCCGGUAACGUGUAUGAGUACUGCGGUGGGCCUGGGUUCAUGGAUCUGUACUACUCCGCAUCGCUUUAGCACACCUGUAUACAUCUCGCGAGCGCAAACAGGCAUCUAUGUUCUAU